AUGGCUGAAUCACACAGAUUAUACGUUAAAGGUAAGCACAUUUCAUACCAACGUUCUAAGAGCGUUAACAACCCUAACGUUUCUUUGAUUCAAAUCGAAGGUGUUGCUGCUCCACAAGAUGCUAAGUUCUACUUAGGUAAGAGAAUUGCUUACGUCUACCGUGCUUCCAAGGAAGUCAGAGGUUCUAAGAUCAGAGUUAUCUGGGGUAAGGUUACCAGAACCCACGGUAACAACGGUUUAGUCAGAGCCAACUUCAAGAAGAACUUGCCAACUAAGACUUUCGGUGCUUCUGUCAGAAUCAUGUUGUACCCAUCUAACAUCUAA
Molecule: messenger RNA, 324 nt
Organism: Dujonia railenensis
Lineage: Eukaryota; Fungi; Ascomycota; Pichiomycetes; Serinales; Debaryomycetaceae
Source: the annotation of a GenBank genome assembly